AUGGAUGUUGGUAGCGCCGCAUGGAAACAGACUUGCCCUGUGACGAUUACAAACGACGAAGCUAUGGAAAUAUACUUGGCUAUGCAUGAGGAGACGAGCGAGGUUCCACUGUAUAUCUCCGAACUGUCCGUUGAACAGUCAGUUGAUGCAAAUGCGUUACAAAUCCUUGAGGAAAAAGUGAUGGAAGAUGAUGAUGACUAUGGCUUCAACUACUGGCAACAGUAUGGUGAUGGAAAUGAUGUAUAUGGAUCACCACAUGCACAUGAGGCUGCAGUGGAGUACGAAGGCGAUGAUAUAUCUGUUGGACAUGUCUUCACAAACAAACAUGAUUGCCUAGCCAAACUUGCUGUAUACGCAUUGAAUAGGCGUUUUCAAUUCCAUCGUAGGGGAAAGAAACUGACUACGUUGACCUGGAUAUCUGAUUCGUGUCCAUGGCGUGUGUAUAUUAUCAAGCUAGAAGAUUCUGACAAUUACCAGAUUACGAGUGCAAACCUAAGACACACAUGCUCCGUUGUGGAUGAGGAUCGUAAUGCAUACCGUUUACAAGCGAAAACCAAGUUCUUAAGGAGCUUAAAAAAAUCAAAGUUUGCUCAGGCGAUUGACCUUCAGAAACUUCUAGACAAUCACAAGGCGAUGGUGUCUUACUGGAAAGCGUGGGAAUCACGUGAGCCUGAUAACAGUUUCGCAUUACUUCCUUCUUACCUCUAUUGUCUAGGUCAGGCUUAUACCGGAACCGUUACGCACCUCCAUCAGGAAGCUAAUAAGUUCAAGUACCUCUUCUUAGCAUUCUCAUUCUCUUUAAGUGGGUUCGCAUCCAUGCGUCGUGUCAUCAUCCUUGAUGCAGCUCCUAUACGUGGGAGAUUCGAGGGUUGCCUCCUAAUCGCAAGCUGCCAAGAUCCUAACUUUCAGGAAUAUCCAUUGGCGUUUGGGAUUGUUGACGAAGAAAAUGACGAAGCUUGGGAUUGGUUUUUCCGCAUGCUCAAUACGGUCAUACCAGAUAGUGAUAAUUUGGCGUUUGUUUCGGAGUGGCAUUCCUCAAUUUGCGCUGGCAUACGCCGGGUAUAUCCUAAAUCCUCGCAUGGGGCGUGUGUGGUUCACUUGCACCGUGAGGUUUGCACUAUUUUCGACAAUCGUGAUCUUGCUGACCUUGUAUCCGAAGCUGCACGUGCAUAUCGUGUAGACGAUUUUCAUGCAGCCUUUGCCGAGAUUGGUAGGAUUGAGCCAGAGUGUGCAAACUAUCUAGAGGGGAUAGGGUUUUGCCAUUGGGCGCGGUCACAUUUCAUGGGUAACAGGUACAAUAUUAUGACGUGUAAUGUUGCCAAAUCUGUUAAUUCUGUCUUAAAGGAAGCUAGGGAAUUUCCCAUUAUACCGCUGAUGGAGUUUAUCCGAACAACCUUGCUGACAUGGUUUGUAAUGAGGCCAAUGGCGGACCUACAUAGGAAAUGGAUUCGUGAACGGAUUCGCCAAAACUUAAAGAUUUCCGAGGGGUUAACAGCUCAGCGUGUUGAUGCAUUUGAGUACGAUGUGAGGGGCGAUUCUAGACGACGUUCAUUCCAUGUCAAUCUAAAGCGAAGGACAUGCACUUGCCGAGAGUAUAAUUUGUUGGGUAUACCAUGCUCGCACGCCAUAUGUGCCGCUGUGGCUGACGGCUAUGCGAUCCAUGAGCUUGUUGGUUUGGACUACACUACAGGCUAG
Camelina sativa (false flax) is the source of this 1695-nucleotide messenger RNA. RefSeq lists its product as uncharacterized. Lineage: Eukaryota; Viridiplantae; Streptophyta; Magnoliopsida; Brassicales; Brassicaceae. The record is from RefSeq and is a predicted model, not a curated record.